Molecule: messenger RNA, 442 nt
Organism: Kickxella alabastrina
Lineage: Eukaryota; Fungi; Kickxellomycota; Kickxellomycetes; Kickxellales; Kickxellaceae
Exons: 1
Coding region: 76-408 (110 amino acids)
Source: RefSeq, a predicted model, not a curated record
UCCCCGGCCACCCUUUAUUCUUUUCUUUUCUCUUAUUUUUCCUCACACAGGUUGCCCCAUUUGCUCUUUUAUUUUAUGACUGGCUCUGGCUCUUACAACGUGUGUCUCGAGGUAAUAUGGAGUGUCUUCACGUAUGUUGCUCUCUUUAAACGCCACCUUUGGCACCCUCUUAAUUGUCCUGGCUUUGAAGUUCGGCGCGGAAACGUUGAUCGGGGUCCCGUUUAUAUUCAAAGUAACUUCCAAACCAGCUGGCUGAUAUGUCACUUAUUUUUCGGCAAUCCUUUCCCAAUACUAUUUGUUCUCCUGUUUUGUGUUUGUGCUUUUCAUAUUCGCUGUCAUGUUGUGUUUGGCUGCAUUUGCUCUGUUUCAAGUUUAUUGGCAUCUGACAGCCACUUGGGCAGUUUGUAACAGCCCAGCAGCAUGGUCUUCAUCCAGAACUGAG